AGGCCUGGCAGGAAGCGGAGCCGCGGAGAGAGGGGAGGAGACUUGCUGCUUCGGUAGCGGCCGGUGGGAUCCCCAAGUGGCAGUGGGGCUGCCUGCGAGUCAGGGGUCCGCUGGAGACACAGCCUCCAUCCUCUUCGCCCAGCCCGCCGCCCGCUUAGACGCGCUCCUCCACCCCGGAUCCUCCCCAACCAGCUCUUGCUAAAGCUCGGCGCCUGCAGAUCCACUUUGCUCACAGGUUCACAGCCAGGUGUUCCCUAUUUGGGCACGUGAAGCCCGCGAUCCCCAGACGCGGGGAGCCUCCUCCCCGCCCCCCCACCUCCUUUGCAGAUAUGAAGACCUCUCACAAAAAGGCACCUGCAGAGCAGGAAACCAGAGACAAAGUAAAUCACCACACCGGAUCCGCACAUGUGAAGAAGAAAAAAAUGUCUCAUAAGAAACAGAGGGGCAGACCUUCAUACCAGCCCCGCAGGAGCCUCGUAGGCUGCAGGAUCUCCCACGGGUGGAAGGAAGGCGACGAGCCCAUCACCCAGUGGAAAGGGACCGUCCUGGACCAGGUGCCCAUCAACCCCGCUCUGUACCUGGUCAAAUAUGAUGGCAUUGACUGUGUCUAUGGACUGGAACUGCACAGGGAUAAAAGAAUUUUAAAACUUAAAAUACUUCCUGAUAAGGUGCCACUGUCUCAAGUCAGAGAUGUGCACCUCGCCAGCACCAUCAUUGGCAAAGCGGUGGAGCAUCUGUUUGAGGGCGAGCACGGGGCCAAGGAUGAGUGGAGAGGGAUGGUGUUGGCCCAAGCGCCCAUCAUGAAAGCGUGGUUCUACAUCACCUAUGAGAAAGAUCCCGUCCUGUACAUGUACCAGCUUCUGGAUGACUACAAGGAAGGAGACCUCCGCAUCAUGCCAGAUCCUAGCGAGUCUCCAGCAGAGAGAGAGCCAGAAGGAGUUAUAGAUGGCCUGAUAGGCAAACACGUGGAAUAUACCAAAGAAGAUGGCUCCAAACGGAUAGGCAAGGUUAUUCACCAAGUGGAGGCCAAACCCUCUGUGUACUUCAUCAAGUUUGAGGAUGAUUUCCAUAUCUAUGUCUACGAUUUGGUGAAAAGGUCCUGUUAGGGUACAAUUUGUCACAUUUGUGGAGGCAAAUGUUUGGAGGCACAAAAAAAUGUAGCUUUUUGAUGUAUAGAAAGCUUUAGACUCCCUACCAAUGAACAUCGUUGCCAGCAUAACUAUUGUUUGUUCUGAAAAAUACAAAUGUGUGUGGACAUG
Messenger RNA from Pipistrellus kuhlii (Kuhl's pipistrelle), 1259 nucleotides. Its product is annotated as spindlin-2. The record is from RefSeq and is a predicted model, not a curated record. Gene Ontology annotation, biological process: regulation of DNA-templated transcription; gamete generation. The coding region runs from base 330 to 1106 and encodes 258 amino acids. NCBI's taxonomy places the organism in Eukaryota, Metazoa, Chordata, Mammalia, Chiroptera, Vespertilionidae. Gene Ontology annotation, cellular component: cytosol; nucleoplasm. The transcript is spliced from 2 exons.